CAUUUGGAAGAAUAUCGUAAGUAACAGAAGAUAAACUUAAACUGAUUUUAAUUAGAAACAGUCUUAUGUAGAAGUAAUUUGAAAAUCUGUUAUGAAUUUUGGACAUUAAUUUUUUAACAUUUGAAUAUAAUACAUUUCGUUUAGAGACUAUUUAAGCAGUUUAUAGCCCAAGACUGUUUUCCCAUUGAUAAAUAAAUCUUCGGUCUUCAAUUAUUUUAAAAUCCUUUUUCAGUUAGCAUGAGCUCUUAAGAGACAAAUUUGCUAUUGUCCACAUUGUUUCUUUUAUAUAAGUGUCUUGCUAACUUGGUCGUAAUCUUUAGUAACCUUGUGCUGUGACUAAGGUAUUUGGACCGUUGGGGCACUUCUAUGAUACCAUGCAUUUUGUGUCAAUAUAUUUUAACAAAAAGAAACCUUAACAAUUGACCCUAAAAAGCAGUUGUUAAAUGUUAGUCCCCAGGUAUCUACUCUUUUGUGGUUGUUGUUACUGUUAAUAAUAAUGCCUUUAUGUAUUUUGUGUAGCACUGUCUUGCUUGCAUUUGUUAUUAAUCAUACAGUUUAGGCCCUUUGUAAAUAGCUCACUGAAGGUAGUGUUCAUCGUAAGAGAACUUCAGUAUUUUGAAAAGCAUGCCAUAAUACAGUAAGAAUAAGUUGAUUACGGUAUUUACUUAUAGGUACUUGUUGAAUUUAGAAAACAGAUUUUUGGGAUUUCUCGUUGCUUUAUUAUUUUUCUAGCUAGAAAGAGUAGUAAAAAGGGCAUGUUAGCUUUGGUUUAGUUUGAGAAACAGACCAACAGCAGAGAUGAAAAGAUGAGGAGACUAGAAAAUAAAUGCCAAUAGUAUUGGUGGUAGAUUUGGAGAGUUUUCAUUUGAAGAGUUGUAGUUCAUUGGUAGGAUGAAAAUGAACAGUGAACAUGGAAUGGCUGGAAGAUUAGGGUUUAUAAAUGGACUCUUCUGUUAGGCAACAUUUUUCUUUGUGAGAACUGAUUAGGAAAAUAAGUAAAGUUCUAAUUUACUGAUUGUUCCUUUUAAUCUGUCUUAGGGUUUUCAUGAUGGUUAGCUUGCUUUCAAAUAUCUAGACUGGAAGGUCUUAACCUGUGGCCUCUCAAAAGCUCUAUAAAUCUCUGUAUACAAAAUUUUGUGUUUGUUUUCAUUUUGGUAUGGAGUAUCUUUGUAAGUUUUAUCCUAUUUUCAGAGUAGUCACAGGACCAUAAAAGGAUUAAAGAAGGAUUAAAGAACCCUGAUCUAGAUCUUUGCUGCUUCUUCCUUAGAGAAUCCUUUCAGAAAUAAGUAAGACUUAAAUAUAUUUCAAGGCUAACAUAUCCUGAAACUUAACUUUAAGAAGAAAAAAAUUUUCUAACAUUUUAACAGAUUCAAACAGCUAUUUUAUUAAAUGCUUUGAUUUUGGUUGAAGUAGCUUCUGUGAAAACAUGGGGAUUUUAGUUUGGGAUUAGAUAAAGAUUGCUUAACGGUCAGUGAUUUUCAGUUAAAUGACAUUCAGAUUUUAAUAAUUUCAUGACUUUAAUCAUGUAUCAGUAAUUUCUUUUUGUUAAAUAUGUUGGUAUAAUAAUUAUAGUCUAGAUUUUCUUAUGAUUAACCAUAAUUAUUGAUUUGUGUGUGUGUGUGUGUGUGUGUGUGUAUAUAUAUGUAUAUAUUUUUUUUUUUUUUGGUAAGUCCUUUCUUUAUAACUUAUAGAUGAUACUUUUAAUUUGAGGUAACAUAUAAUGUUUAAGUUUUAGGCUACCCAAGGAGUUAGCGUUCCUAAAUUUAAAAGAACCAUUCUCAGUUGGUAGCAUCAUUUCCUUUUUCUGUUAAAGGAGAUAAAUAUAUAUUGAAAGGUUCUCGUCAUGAUAGUCAGGUAUUCUCUGUAGAAAUCCUACAACAGUGCUCAGUUUACAGAUGGUGUGCAGUAAGUGGUGGCCUAUUAGAAUAUGUAGUAUAAAAGAUAUAGUACUUUUGUGCCCUAAUUUAUACAGUUUAUAUUCCUUGAGUUUAGAGUAGUUUAACAAAUUUUGCUAUAGAAGUGAAUCAGCUACCAAAUUAAAUGCAUGUGUACCAUACCGAUAAUUUAAUAUAAGUAUUUUUUCAUAUUGAGAAGUGACUUGCAUUAGUUUUCCCUUUCACCACCACCUCUUUGUCAUUUUGACUCUAAACACUUAAUAAAUCACUUCUAAAUUGAUCGAAAUGUGCUUAUGUAUACUUUAAUAUAAAAUUAUAUUGCAUGGCUUUCUGACUUGGGUUUUUGUUGUGAAAGUGCCUGUUUUGUUCAUGUGUCCUGAGAGAACAAGCAUUGUGACAUACCUGGCUAACUUAAAAGCAGAUUGCCUGUGAAGCACAAUUUGAGUCCAAUUUUUUGAGGUAUGGAGUUUUAGCUAUCAUGGCUGGGUUUUUUUACUCAAUCUCAAAUAAUAGGGCUCUGGUUAUUUUGCAGAGUAUCUCUGAAGAAUGGACAGAAUUGCCCUGGCUAACUACAAGCUACGGUUCACAGUGGAUAAAUAGAUGCCAGAGUGGUAAAAGACAUGGCAACAGGGAAGUCUAAAGGAUAUGGCUUUGUCUCCUUUUUCAACAAAUGGGAUGCCGAAAAUGCCAUUCAGCAGAUGGGUGGCCAGUGGCUUGGUGGAAGACAAAUCAGAACUAACUGGGCAACCCGAAAGCCUCCAGCUCCAAAGAGUACAUAUGAGUCAAACACCAAACAGCUGUCGUAUGAUGAAGUUGUAAAUCAGUCUAGUCCAAGCAACUGUACUGUAUACUGUGGAGGUGUCACUUCUGGACUGACAGAACAACUAAUGCGUCAGACUUUUUCACCAUUUGGACAAAUAAUGGAAAUUCGAGUCUUUCCAGAUAAAGGAUAUUCAUUUGUUCGGUUCAAUUCGCAUGAAAGUGCAGCACAUGCAAUCGUCUCUGUUAAUGGAACUACCAUUGAAGGCCAUGUUGUGAAAUGCUAUUGGGGCAAAGAAACUCUUGACAUGAUAAAUCCUGUGCAACAGCAGAAUCAGAUUGGAUAUCCACAAGCUUAUGGCCAGUGGGGCCAGUGGUAUGGAAAUGCACAACAAAUUGGCCAGUAUAUGCCUAAUGGUUGGCAAGUACCUGCAUAUGGAAUGUAUGGCCAGGCGUGGAAUCAACAGGGAUUUAAUCAGACACAGUCUUCGGCACCAUGGAUGGGACCCAAUUACGGAGUGCAGCCACCUCCAGGACAGAAUGGCAGCAUGUUGCCUAAUCAGCCUGCAGGGUAUCGAGUGGCAGGGUAUGAAACCCAGUAAAAAAGGACUCCAUAAUCUAAAGCCAGUGGCUUGAGGCUACAGGGAGUGUAGUAAAGCCGUUGUUUACUUAAAAGAUUUAUCAAAUCAGUCAGUGCAAAUGUCAGAUACAAUGUAUUUAUUUAAAAGAUUCAUUUUUUUAAUCAUGAAAUUACUUAUCAUCCACAUUGUUUUAAAAAGAAACAAGAUGCUGGAUGUCUGCCAAUUUUUGCCUUCAUUACCUUUUUUGAUAAAGUUUCUCAGAUCCUUGUUUCAAAUACAAAUGCAGGGAUUGCUGCCACUUUUUUAAAAUUAAGAGGCAGAAAAUUGCACAAUGUUGAACUUUUUUCCACUAAAGUAGUGUGCAGUUCUAGUUUGCAUUCCUGAUAUGAUUUAAAACAUGUAAUAUAAAGAUGUUAAAAAAAAAUGAAGAACCAAAACUGUGCAGAGUCUAGAAGUUCUUUGUAAUCUUCAGCUUGUGCACAAUUCUGUGUUAGGGGUUUUUGUUUUGUUUUUUGUUUUUAAGGCAUUGUUUGAACUCUCCCAUCUCCACUGUUUUCCCUUGGGGUUUUUUAAAUAUAAAUUAUUAGUUUACAUCAUUUUUGUAACUACAUUUUUCACAAAUUUGUCUUGCCUUAUUAAAUUUCUGUAAAAUAUACUUAAAUGGGAAAAAAUGAUGUUCACUUAGUUUGAAAACUUUUCUCAGAUGGAUUGAUAAUUGCAUUCAUUUUGUGUUUUAUAUGAGAAGGUGCCUCAAGAAUUCCCUCUUGGAUUUGUUUAAAAGGAUUUUUAUCUUCUGUGAUAUACUUUGCUGUGUACCAGGAAAUAUAAAAACAAAAACUUGCUACUAAAGAAAAUCUCUGAAAUGUGAUAAGUUCUUAUGAGCCCGUGUUAAUUCCAUGUGUCAACUUCUACAUUUACAUGUACUGUUUCAUUCUGUAAAAUGUUUUAGCAGUUUAAUAUUUUGCACAAUUAGCAAGCUUUGUAGGUCAUUUCCUUCUUAAAGGUAUCCUGCAGAGUUGACAGGAGAUUUGUAAGGUUCUAAGUUGUUUGCAUGUGAAUAUCAAAUACACACUUUGGUAGUCUUUGAAUACAAAGUCAUCUGCUCUUGUUUUUCAAGAAUUUUGAGACACAAAGUUGUAUGUAAAGGAAGAUAUUAAUUUGCCAUUUUCUAGUUAUAUUUACUCAAAAAGAGUGAAUCAACUUAAUUUGUACAAAUGAUAGCUGUGAAACUGUAGAAUAUCAGGCUUGGGGUUCGUUUUGAACUUCAAAAUUAGCCUGAAGGACCAGCCGGGCAAAGUGUUUUUUAAAUGUUCAGAGGCCAAAAGAUAAACAAACAAAAAAAACCCUUAAAAUCCUACCUCCUUAAACAGCCUUCAAAGAGGAGAAUCCUCAGUGCAAUCAUUAUUUUGAUUCUUUUGGUACCUGUUUUCCUGGAGUUCCCAAUUUUAUUAUUUUGGGGUGGCUCCGAGCAUUAAGAGGUUUAAUCUUUGAUGGCAUUAUUCUAGUUUUGAAAUUUCUAGUACAUUUCAGAGUGUCGUCAAAGAGUUGUGGGAGAUUUUGUUUUGUUUUCAGUGAAAGUCACAAACUUCAUUCUUCCUUGACUCACAAAGGGGAAGAGUCCCCAGUAUACAUAUUUGGAUGGUUCCGUUGUUUUUAAGACCUUCAGAGAGCUCCUAGUAUUUAGCAACAGAUAAAAGCCUGUGAAAUCUUGGUUUCCUGAACUGUCUUUUCCAGGUAGGAGCAAAUUAAGGUGGUCUCUAAAGCCAAUACUCAUGUAAACCAGAGCCCAGGAAAGACAACUCAUAAGUGUAUAAUUCUCUGGAGCUCAAUUCUAUGCAGUUGUACUGAUGUUUCAUUAAGUCACUGUGUAUUUUUAAGUGUUGAUACAUUAAAAGUUGCUUUAUGGAAGAUGAGUAAAUUUUUUAAAUACUUGGGAAUUUUAUUUCCUUGUUAAAUUUUACAGAUCAGGGCAUGCAACCAGAAGCAGCUUAAAUGAAAUACUCAAAAAAAUAAAAUAAAUUAUCAGGAAACUAUUUUUAGAUUCUUCUGGCUUAUGUUUCUAUUUUAGGACCCUCGUUAUUUUUCUUACUCAAAAAUACUUUAUUUCCUGUACACCUGUGGACUGCAGGGUAAAUUAUUUGGGCAUAAGUAAUUUAAACAAAAGUAUAAUUUUUCUUUCAUUUUGACUAUCUUAAUAAUACUUUUUACUAGUCAGUAUAUUUUCUUAUUGCACAAGUCUUAAAGUGUACAUUGACUACUUUUUGAGAAGAAAGUAUUUCUCAAAAAGUUACUACUGAACAAAUUGACAUUUCAAGAAUAUUGCUAACUUUGGUUUAAAUCUUACUCCUAGUGUUAAAUCAUUUAAAGAUUUUUUAGCCUAAAAAUCAUACUGGUAUUAGUAUCAGGUAAGGAAAUUAAAGUUUUAAAAAUGGCUUCAUUGUCUGCAAUAUUCAUUCAGAUUACUAUAAAAUACAUCUGGUACUGUAAAGAACCUGAAGUGAUACACAUUUAAUGGGUCAUUAAUCCAGUAUUCUUUGCCCUGACUGUUUGGAUAUUAAAGUUCCUUUAUGUUUUCUAUAA
Molecule: messenger RNA, 5815 nt
Organism: Acinonyx jubatus (cheetah)
Lineage: Eukaryota; Metazoa; Chordata; Mammalia; Carnivora; Felidae
Gene: TIA1
Product: TIA1 cytotoxic granule associated RNA binding protein
Exons: 8
Coding region: 2516-3256 (246 amino acids)
Cellular component (GO): cytosol
Molecular function (GO): mRNA binding
Source: RefSeq, a predicted model, not a curated record